Talaromyces rugulosus is the source of this 606-nucleotide messenger RNA. RefSeq lists its product as uncharacterized. NCBI's taxonomy places the organism in Eukaryota, Fungi, Ascomycota, Eurotiomycetes, Eurotiales, Trichocomaceae. Bases 1 to 606 code for a protein of 201 amino acids. The transcript has 3 exons. Gene Ontology annotation, biological process: isopentenyl diphosphate biosynthetic process. The record is from RefSeq and is a predicted model, not a curated record. Gene Ontology annotation, cellular component: cytoplasm. Gene Ontology annotation, molecular function: isopentenyl-diphosphate delta-isomerase activity.
AUGAGCUCCACAGCGACUGUUACCGAGACUGUGCCGGAAACGGUGGCGAUUACCGCCGAGAAUGUCGCAACUCUUUUCCCUGACGUUGACACUUCUCUUGCCCGCUCGAUUCUCCCCGCGACGGGGGGUGGCUCCACGCAUGAGGGCAGUGAACUUGAAGGAUACGAUGAGGAGCAGCAUCCGCUUGGUAUUGCCGGAGAGACCGGUGCAGAGCUGUCCGCUGCAAUCGAAGGCGUCAAGAGAGCCGCCCAACGAAAGUUGGAACAGGAAUUAGGGAUCAAAGCAGAGCAGGUGCCCAUUGACAAGUUUGAGUUUUUGACACGAAUUCACUACCUUGCUCCUAGUGAUGGAAAAUGGGGAGAACACGAAGUCGACUACAUUCUGUUCAUUCAGGCCGAUGUCGAUGUCAACCCCAACCCAAAUGAAGUCCAGGAUACCAAGUACGUGACAUCAGACGAACUCAAGAGCAUGUUUUCCGAUCCGGCCCUCAAAUUCACUCCGUGGUUCAAACUAAUUUGCAACUCGAUGCUUUUCGAAUGGUGGAGUCACUUUGGCAGUGCCACUUUCAACAAAUACAAAGGGGAACAAGACAUUCGUCGCAUGUGA